CGCGACGGUCGGUGGUGCAGAAACACAAAUAUCGUUCAAAAGUGCGGCUGCGGUCCUGAAGUGUUCCUUCUUGCGGCGGAGUGAAACCAAAUAAAAAAUGACGAUCGAUUCCGACACGGGGCCACCGCUGGAGCGGACACAGGAGAAGGUACGAUGUUUUUUCGACGUCAGCCUUGGCGGGCUGCCAGCCGGUCGCAUCGUGUUCGAACUGUUCCCAUCGAUCGCUCCGAAGACGUGCGACAACUUUCGGGCCCUGUGUACCGGCGAGAAAGGAAUCGGGCAGAAAACGAGCAAACCGCUGCACUAUAAGGGCAUUAUAUUUCAUCGCGUAGUGAAAGACUUUAUGAUUCAGUCGGGUGAUUUUUCCAACGGCAACGGAACGGGCGGUGAAUCUAUUUACGGUGGAACUUUCAACGAUGAAAGCUUCACCCUUAAGCACGACAAAGCAUUUUUGCUCUCGAUGGCAAACCGUGGCAAGGACACCAACGGUUCGCAGUUUUUCAUUACAACGCAACCUGCACCUCAUCUUGACAAUGUACACGUUGUUUUUGGUCACGUUGUAUCUGGCCAGGACCUAGUGCGCCAACUUGAGCAACUACCGGUCGAUCGCAACUCGCGUCCACUGCAGGAUGCGGUCGUUUCCAACUGUGGAGAGUUGAUUCGCCAGGUGAAAGAAAAGAAAGAAAAAAAGAAGAAAAAGGCAACGGCAUCGAGUGACGAAUCGGUCGACGAGUCCAGUAAGAAGCGCAAGAAGGACAAAAAGAAGAAACGCGAACGGGAAUCCUCGCCCCGGGCGGCAAGGAAAAACGACAUAGACUCGGUCGAGGAGGGCGAACUGGAGGAUGACGUUCAUCCGAUGGCAACGGUGACAAAGAUAAACCCGGACGAAAUUCCCGAAGUUUCUAACAAGUAUCUGAUGCGUGGCGACGGUAGGCGUCCGACCGGCGAGGACUACGCUGAUCGCAAGCGGGACGGCGAUCAGAGGGGUGCUCGAGAUCAAAAAGGUUUCGGUUGGUCCAAAAAGCGGGUGCCACUGUCACGAAGCGGACGCAUCAUCAAGGGAAGAGGGAAUUUUCGCUAUCGUACGCCAUCGCGGUCACGCAGCCGUUCUCGGAGCCAGACACCGAUCCACUGGCGGGCGGCCCAGAAGCGCACCAUCAAGAUGACCGAUCUGGAGAAGCUGGAAGAGGAAAAGCGGCAGCGUGAGGUGGAAAUCAAGCGCCGCGAAGCGGAACGCAAAAAGCGCCACGAAGAGCUGGCCAAGGGUGCGUCCAAAAAAUCGUUCUUCGAACUCAACCAAGAGCCAGUCUCUACGGGAGCGCCACUGACAGUCCAAAGCGAAUCGCCGAACGGUGAAGGUAACGGGACGCGCCCAGAGCGAGCCAAGUCCGAUGGGUCGGUCGAUAUGAAUGCGCUGGACUACGAGCAUCAGCCGGCCGAACAGUCGGAGGACACGGACGGGGAGGAUCAGGCCCAGACGGCAAGCAACAGGAAGAGCGAGACGCUCGCCAAGGCACUCGGUGUGGAGCCAAAGAAGAAGGCAAACGAUUCAGUCCCAGGUGGUGACGAUCGACGACGUCCGGCGGAGGACGGACGGAAUCGCAAUCACUCUCGGAGCCGUUCGCGUGAGCGAAGACGGGCACCGGAUGAACAUCGGGGACGAUCGCCGGUGCACUAUCGUGGUGGAAACCGCCGUCCACCGUUCGCUGGUGGUGGCCAGCACUUCAAUCGGUUCAAUCCUCAACGCCGGUUCAGUGGCGGCGGUGGUGGCGGAGGGGGUGGUUUCGUUGGGGGAUCGUACUAUUCGCGGCCGGCUCGUCCGCGUUUCGGAGGCAAUGAGCGACAGGAUCGCGAUCGGCGUCGAUCCAGAAGCCGUGACGAAAAACGUUCACGCCGAGAUCGUUCGAACAGUCGCUCCCGGAGCCCGGAUCGGCGUCAUCGCCGGCGGCACAGUAGCGAUUCGCAAAGUUCCGCCUCACCCGAUCGUUCGCGGCGUCAGCGUUCCGAGUCGCCGAAGGAUGCGCGCGCUUCACGGCCCGCACGUGCGUCCCACGAGAGAGGUGGCCACGGGAAGGGCUUCAAUGGGAAGGAAAAGGAGGGCGUGAAGAAAGAGAAAAGCCCGGGCUCGGUGGCAACCGCGAUCGUGGCCGCGGCCACCGCUGCCGUAGAGGCGGCUUCCCAAGCGGUGGCGGUCAGCGUGAAGAAGGAGUGCAGCAGCAUCUCGGAGGAGGAAAAAUCGCGGCUGCAGAAGGAGAAAAUGCUGAAGCGUGCCGAAACGUUGCUGCUGCUCAAGAGCCAUAUGGAGAAGGAGAUCGAAGAGCAACAGCGCAAGGCACGCGAAAAGCAGGAGCACCGUGUGAAGAUUGAACGCGGUGACGAUGGGCCGCUCGAUGUGGUCAUGGAUUUGGCGCAGCUGAAGCAACUCAAGAAGGAAACGCUCGAAAAACUCGAAGCACAGGAGGCCGCCCAGCGCAUUCUGCAGACCGUCGUUACGAAUGUCGGUGCGGUGGCUUCCGCCAGUGGCCAUAAGAAGAAGUCGAAAGCAAGCGGAAAGCGUCGCUCGUCCAGCACGUCCUCUUCGUCCUCGUCCUCGUCAUCUGCCUCUUCCUCGAGGGGGUCCUCUUCGAAGAAGGAAAAGAACCGCAAGAAGCGCAAGGAGAAGAAGCGCAAACAUCGGCGACAUUCGUCGAGCAGCUCGUCCUAGACCGUCGAAGGGUCGAUUCCUGGUCAAUUCCGUGGUUGUCCGUAUACUACCAACGUCUGCACGGUUUUCCUGUGCUGUAAUCCUGUGCUAUAUCUUCUGCCCGUCCACCAGGCAGAUGC
Messenger RNA from Anopheles cruzii, 2823 nucleotides. It is a transcript of the gene Moca-cyp, whose product is annotated as peptidyl-prolyl cis-trans isomerase G. Gene Ontology annotation, cellular component: intracellular membrane-bounded organelle. The transcript has 9 exons. The coding region runs from base 98 to 2704 and encodes 868 amino acids. Gene Ontology annotation, molecular function: peptidyl-prolyl cis-trans isomerase activity. Gene Ontology annotation, biological process: protein peptidyl-prolyl isomerization. NCBI's taxonomy places the organism in Eukaryota, Metazoa, Arthropoda, Insecta, Diptera, Culicidae. The record is from RefSeq and is a predicted model, not a curated record.